This is a messenger RNA of Falco peregrinus (peregrine falcon), 4793 nucleotides long. RefSeq names its product dynein axonemal intermediate chain 7 (gene DNAI7). The record is from RefSeq and is a predicted model, not a curated record. Gene Ontology annotation, cellular component: axoneme. Gene Ontology annotation, molecular function: beta-tubulin binding; microtubule binding. Bases 2583 to 4724 code for a protein of 713 amino acids. The transcript is spliced from 15 exons. NCBI's taxonomy places the organism in Eukaryota, Metazoa, Chordata, Aves, Falconiformes, Falconidae.
GCAGGUAAAGAGGGAAGGCAGGAGCAGGGUAACAGGUGCCUUGAGAGGCUGGUGAGGUGGAUGAGGGUUGGACCAAAGUAUUUCACAUCGGUUACUGAAGUACCAGUGUAUGGAAAAAGAGAUUUAAGACUGAAAAAAAAUCCCCUUGAAGGGCCUGUUAGCUUUUCUGCAAUCCCCUGAUCAAGCUUCUUGUGCAGUGGUUUGUUACUAUGGCUGCUUAGCACGUCACCCAGCUCGGAGGUAACUAACGCUUCGUUGUUGGUGUCGCUCCAUUAUAAGACACUUCGCCACCGUCCCAUGCACAGCCUGUCUUCUCCUUCUUCCCCUUUUGCCACCCCACAGGGAAUAUUCUCGUGGGUGUAAUUAAUGACACCGACAUUAUGUAAAUUCACAUAGCAAUAUUUAGACUUUGCACAGAAAAGGUAAUUGUCUUGUAAAUCAAAUAAGGGAUUUGCUGUUAGAUGUUUGGCUUUCCAGAAUCUGUUGUAUUUUCUGUAGUCACUUGGAGAAGGCCCCUAACUAUAUUUCUUCACUUCAGGUGCAGUUUCCCAAUGAAUGACAAAAGAGCCAGUGGUGGUUUUGUGUUCUUCUAGGUCAUCCCAUGAUGUAAUUCAAUGUUACUUGGAAUAGCACACAGUAUCAGAUUAGGAGUUUAGAAAACACUGAAAAUGUUUUUUUGACUAAAUUAUGUCUUGGACUGAAUUACAUAUUUGAUGUACAUUAGGUUUUUUUAACACUGGGAAUAAGUAGAUAUACUUCUAUAACCGUAAGUGUAAUCUAGCCUGAUAGAUUAUGACCACUUGUAGUCAUGUGUUAGCGGCUAAUUUUCUGCAAUAUCGAAAUUAUUGUCAUUAUAGUUUUUCAAUAGUUAAUCUAAUCUAAUUUUACAGAAUAGUUUUAUUUUCUAAUUAUUCCUUUAUACUUAAUACCCUGUUCUCUGAUGCUUACUUUCCUUUCUCCCCUCCCCCUGUCUGAUCUUCUAGGGUCCAAAAAAGAAGAAAAAGGUAGGUAGACACUAGUUCACAUACAGCGUUUUGACCCUUGCAAUAUUCAUUUCAGUGUUAUGUCAGCACAGUUCUGUUAUUUUCGAAAUUAUGUGAGUAAAAUUACAAAGCGCUUCAUGCUGAAAUUAAAGGAAGCAUCAGUUACUUCUGGCCUUAAUGUCUACAAAAUAUAUUUUGACAUUUUUAAGAGGAUCUGUCAUAAUAAAGGUGGUGUGAGACCUUAAUUGUAAGCAAAUGUGAUUUUUAAAAGGAAAAAAGAUUUGUUGUUGUUUUUUUAAAAAUUUUUUAAUCUGUAUUUCUGAGACAGUUGGUCAGGCUUCAUGAAAUUUGAAAGAGGAACAGGUGUCUCCAGGACACUUAAGUUUAUGAGCCUUUUGCAAGGAGGCUGAGUCAUGUUCCUGCAGAACUACUAGAGAGAAGGUGACGAGCGCAGCCAAUGUGUGUUUUGCUUGGCAGCAGAUGUCGGGGCAUAAAGCCAGUGUCCUGGCUUCGAGCCACAGGCUAGACACAGACCACGUGACGGGCAGGGGGGACAACAGACAGAAGUUUGCGGGAAACUGGAUUGCAUAAAUUCAUCCCGUGGAUUAUUCUUAAUUCAGUGAUAAUUAAAUUAUCUACCCCUUCCCCCAAAAGAACACAUUCAAAUGCAUUACUUGGGGAGCUGUGCAUCUCAAUUUUGUCAGUACUAUGUUGUCAUAAGAAUGUGAAAAGAAGUUGACUAAAAAGUGAUUAUAAGUAAUUGAAACAAGCAAAUUUUCUAUUUUCAUUGGAAGAAAAGUAAUCGAAGAUUUAUAUAGAUAUUUUUUUUAACUGAAAGGAACUGAUUCUUCUCUGAAAUCUUAAAGGGUAGAACUAUGGCUUUUACUGACUAUUAUAGGAGUCAGUAAGUAAAUGCUUUGGUAGCAAAUGUGAGAUGAGAUGCAUGCUAACUCUGGUGCUUUUUAACUCUAAAUUUUCACCUUUGUUUUUGUUCAAGCUCCUGCUAACCUUUGUACACAAAGUUAUAUUUAUGUAUAUAUUUAUUGCUGUGUAAAGUGAAUAGCUUUCCAAGUAAUUAUUUAUAUCUGAAAAUACACUUGUCAGAAUCAAAAUGUGAAAUAACAGUAUUUGUAACACGCUUUUUCUGUGAUGAAUGACAGAAGUUCUCCUUGAUUAUUUCUAAGUUCCCUAUCAACUGAAUUACUUGUAAUAAUAUUUACCAAAUUAUUAGGAAUACUCAGGUGGGAAGAUGUCGUAAUACCAUCGUGUUCAUUUGCAACUGUCUGGACUUAAGUCCUCUUUUUUUGUCUCUCCCUGUCAGCUGUGUUUGACCUCUUUCUCUAUUGCCUAUGGGCACUGUGCUACCGUACUGUGCUGGUUUGGUACCAUUCUGUACUCAUUUCUCUAUGGAAGAGGAGGAUUGGAUUCCUGACAGAUGCUUUUGAUCCUUAGGGCUUAUUGAUAUUGUGAUACCAUCCAAUUAUAUUCUCUUACUGACACUGUGGAUGGAACUCAUACUGUUUUAGUAAUUUUAUCUUACCUGGUUGAAUCGUUGUCUCUCACCAGUGAUGGCAUGGAGACUUGGGAUUCGGCUCUCUGAUGUGCAACAUCCAGUCCAGUGGCAAAAAGAAAGUUAGCAAAGCUGAACGACUGAGAUUACAGAAAGAAGAAGAAGAAAGGAGGCUGAGAGACGAAGAGGAAGCCCAAUUUCGAGCUCAACAAGAAGAAGCAGCAAGACUUGAAAAGGAGAGAAUUGAAAAAGAACAGAUGGAAAAGCUUGAGGCAAAAAAUCAAAAACGAAGUGAGUCUGAACUAGCAGAACUUCAUUCACUGGAACAGAAGUUUUUCUCUGCACAGCAGUGGAAAACGGAUUAUAGAGCAUAUGCAAAGUGGGAGCAUUACCUCAGUUGUGAUGGAAGUCCUGACCCAACUGUACUGCAGGAAAUAAAUACUUUCAUGAGCUUAUGGCGUGAAGAUCAAAAUGAGGACAUUCAACUUGUGAUGGAGAAGGGGGAACAGGUGCUAAAUUUAAUUGAGAAGUUGCAGUUUCUUUUAUUGGACACACCAUCAAAUGAGAUAACAGAAAAAGAAACAGCUCAGUACCAGGAAUCUAUUCUGAAAUUGCAGAAUCUGCUUCAUCAGAAGUACAAUGGAGCUACAGAGCACCUGCUUAAAACAGCUAAUAUGUAUGAAGAUUCUGAAACUGGAAAUAUGCAGGCAGUCAUAAAGGAUAAGAAUGUUACUUUCUGUAUAUGGGCCAAUCUGAAGAAGAAAGUAAGGUGCAAAAAUCACAUCUUUUGUGGUGCACAGCAUGGAUUUGAUCUUCCAGAGUCACUGGCUGUGAGCAAUGUUGCUGUUCGCAUAUUGCAUACUCAGUAUGAUCACGUAUCUCCACUUUGGCUGCAGUGUCAGAGUGUGCCAAAAUUGGAAGUCUUAGAUAGCAGAAAGUUAACUCAGCAUUCAAAAGACAAUGUAGAAGGAUCAGAAGAAGAGGAAAAGCAAGCCAGGGAAGAGCCCAACAUGUCCACUGAAGAAGAAACGUGUACCGAUGGGAGAAAGAGUGCUAUCUCAUUCAAAGAAAACAGCAGUAGCAUAGCUGAUAUAAAUGAGACAAAGGAGGAAAUGGAGAAGAAAUCAGAAAUCUCAGACGUAUCAUCACAAGUUCAGGAUCCACUGAUGCAGGAAGAGGCAAAUGAAAAAGAAGAGGUGGUAACUGAUGAAAACAUCAUUGAUUUGCAACAGUUUGUGCUGGUGGGUGGUGUGUACCAUAUCGAUGCACUGCAGCUUCCACCUCAGGUCAAACAAAUCAAGGACUGGAGUAUGGUGGAGGUACUUGAUGUUGGAUUGGAACUAUACCCAUAUCCCUCAGAAGACACUGAAGAUGCCACACAUCCACCAAUACAGAUAAUCCUUAGACUUCCUGACAAUGUGAUGUAUUUUGAAGAUCCUGUGAUAGGCCGAUGGGAUUCUACAGGCCAACAGUGGAGAACUGAUGGCAUCAGCAACAUAACUUAUAAAACACAAGAAAAGAUCGCCACCUUUGAGAUGCAUGCCUUUUAUACAAUAGCACUUUUCCAGGGUGCUCAUCUCAACAUGCCAUAUCAAGCAUGGGAAUUGCAACCUACUGGUAUAGAUGAAGCACUACUUGCAGUUAUUACAGCCUUUGCAACGAUUCAAAUACAAAUUAAGGGUAAUCAGUGUAUGUUGUCUUCAGUAGUGGUGGAAGAGAAGGAUGUGCUUUCCCACCUCACAGGAAAAUGGACAAGUCCACUUGACCUAAGAGCAGUUUUGAAAAAAGCUGGUGUGAACAUUUUCCCAGAAGAGUUUUCUCACAAGUAUGUCCCUGUGAACAAGAAGGCUGCCCUAGCAGAAGCUGGAGCCUAUCGGCAGAUGGCACUGGUUGCACCUGCUUUUGCCUUUGCCUGGAGCAAGUGGAAUCUAGAAGCUGGUGAAGAGCAAGUAGUGUUCAAGGUAAGUGAGCAUCUUAAAGCAGAUUCUGUCAAAGACUGGUCUCUUUAUAUGUUUAAUGGUCAGAAAGCACAAAAGCUCAAGAUCACUGAAACCAGUGAAGCUUUUUCAGAGGAGUUAGAAGCAGAUUCUGAAUUUCACUCCACACUCUACCAUAUGCUUAAGGACUUUGCCAGCGAAGCAGCAAUUGAUAGAGUGGAAAGAGCUAGCUUUCUGUUUAUUGAUGUUGUAUAUCAGCUACUCCUUGCUACAAGAGUUUUAACAUACUCUUAAGUACUGUAUGCUUUCCUUUAAGACUUUAUUAUCAAAAGCUUUCAAUAAAGUUACAUUUAAAGUCUUGAA